This is a messenger RNA of Macroventuria anomochaeta, 2249 nucleotides long. RefSeq lists its product as uncharacterized. The record is from RefSeq and is a predicted model, not a curated record. The coding region runs from base 323 to 1846 and encodes 507 amino acids. Lineage: Eukaryota; Fungi; Ascomycota; Dothideomycetes; Pleosporales; Didymellaceae. Gene Ontology annotation, biological process: regulation of gene expression. Gene Ontology annotation, cellular component: nucleus. The transcript has 5 exons. Gene Ontology annotation, molecular function: protein binding.
CACCGCCGCUGCUGCGUGCUGCGCCAAUCAUAUGCCCUGAACAGAAAUUUACCAUUUCCUAUUCUGAAUCUUUGCCUGUAAACUGUUCCCGCUGUACACACUUCCGCUCCCUUCCUUUUACACACCCUGUCGCCUUUGGCCACUCCGGGUCUAAUAUCUUGAGGCACGUUCCCGCCCCAUCUACCGUCUUGGGUUGGCACGGUCGGCUUCAAGCAACGGUCAGGCUCAGUCGCGUUAUCGAUACCACGACUAUCUUAACGCCGCCAACUCCACCACAGUUACCUCGACACCACUUAGACAUUAUCUGUUUGUGUCUUUCUACAUGAGCGCCCUGAAAGAACGCCUGGCGCGAUUGGGUCUUGCCCAGUAUUCCGAGGUGUUCGCGACUGAAGGCUUCGACACCUGGGAAACCGUACUCGACAUCACUGAGUCUGACCUGAGCCACCUCAGCGUCAAACUUGGGCAUCGAAGAAAACUCCAACGAGCCAUCGCCGAAUCGAGAGGGCAGUCCUCGGACCAGCCAUUGAAAAUCGCACUUGCAAGAGGAGCAAGUGCGGAGGGCUCUUAUCGUAGUGACGAUUCCGCAAAUGAGACCAAGGGCAAGCAGAACCCAGCUACAGGAGAUGGAACCACCAGCACAAAUACGAAGCGGAAAUAUCGACGACACCCGAAGUCCGAUGAAAAUGCUCCAGAACGUCCCCCAUCGGCUUACGUAAUUUUCUCCAAUCAAGUUAGAGAACUCCUGAAAGGGCAAGACCUAUCCUUCACCGAAAUCGCUAAGGUCGUAGGUGAACGAUGGCAGGUGUUGCCAGCAGAGGAACGCGAGGCAUGUGAGCGCCAGGCCAAUGGUGCAAAAGAGAAGUACUAUGCGGGGCUUGCCGAAUACAAAAAGACUCUGCAAUACGAGGCAUACCAGAAGUAUCUGGAAGAAUUCAGAGCCAAGCACAAUGCGCCCACUAAAGGUUGGUCUUUCCACGAACUACAGAAUCUCAGUAACAGACUAGUGACUGUUCCAGAAGGCAAGCGAUCAAAAUUGGAGACAGAGACGAGUACGUCGACCCGAGCCAGCAGUCACAACCAACAUGAACGAGCAGUAAAUAGGCGACUGAGCACAGCAGUAACCGAUCUUCCUGGUGGACAGCAAGUACGAGGAUCCACUCCUCCGACUGGACCUGCACGUCUCCCAGCUGGACCAUCGUACCCAUCGAAACCGACAUCACCAUCUUCGCAUCCGUUAUCUGGCUUCAAUUCGCCACGAGGUGGGGAGCUUUACUCACCAGUCUCUGCAUCUCCUCACUCCAAUGUUUUGCACAGAGAUGCAUCGUUUGAGGAUCCUUCUAAUCAUUUGGCACGGGACAUGAGAGGAAAUUUAGACCCUUCCGCACCAUAUCAUCCUACUGCAUACACGCAGUCACAUCUACCGCCUACGACUAUGCGAAUGCCUAUAAAUAGUUACGCUUCGCACUACCAAAAUCCCGUCGAUCUACCAUCACGACGAUCAAACCGAGAGCCCACGUCACAUCUUCCAGGUCUCUCACAUGAAGACACGGCGUUGUCUUCAGAGAGCGGGCACAGCAACUACAGCUUUCCCCAAGCUAUGCAACCCACCCCGAUGGACCCAGCAAAGUCGACGAGGAUACUCCCACAGCCUGUACCCAAUAUCGGGCCAGCACAGUCACCGUUAGAUCGAACAUUCCCCCAUCCACCUUCUGGACCACCUGCGCAUAUGCAACUUCCGCCGCCUGAUUAUCGAACCCAAGGAUCUCUCGCUGCUCUUGUCAGAGCUGGGGAAAUAGCAGCCCGGGUGGCAGAUGACAAAUCAAUAGAUAGGGACGACUCCCUUUGAGCAUUGCUCAGUGAAACUCAACGCAUUUAGCACAGCGCAAUCAUCGAUCGGUGAUGAGCACGACCACGAAGACUGCACGCCUGGCUCAUACACGCGUCGGGAUACCCGCACACGGACCGGACUCUCUACAUCCUAGAGUCAAAUCCGACUAUUUCUGGAUCGAUCUGACCAUACACGGCUUUACGAAUCCCAAUGAUACCCCGCAGCAUGUGGCCAAUACAAACUUUCCCGCGCAACACUAUUGAUACCAGCGCUACAAGCGCACAAGUCGAUGUUCAUUAUGCAUAUUUGUUAUUCAAGGCAGGGCGGCUCAUGGUAGCUGUAGCCUUCUUUUGAAAAUUAGCCAGCGUUCUGGGCCACCAAGGCAUGCAAAUCGCGAUCUGAACGCGUAUUGAGGGGUCAG